UAAUAAGAUUCCUUUUACUUUUUUAAUUAAAUCUGGGAUUAGUGCACUCUAGUUGGGAAAUAUUUCUGAAAAACAAAUGGGAUGCAUAUGCAGUAAAGCAAGAACAGAAACACAUGAAGAGAGUGGUGAGGCUUGCAACGAUCAAAACGUUGUAGAAUUGGAUGGAAUAGUGGACUCAGAUAGCCAUGAGUCAGAUGAUGAUGUUCCUGAUGGAAAUGCAAUAACAAGGCCAAAACCAGAACCCAGUACUGCACAAGGUGACAAUAAAACACCAAAAAAAACUGGCAACCCUAUUCGAGUUAUCAUUCAAAUCAAAGAUGGGUUUAAUGAAGGCCGCUAUGUGUAUCCAUCAAAAUUAAAAAUUAAAGUUGACACCUUCAAUGAUCCAAACAAAGUUCCUAAAUGGACAAGAAGACAACAAAAUGACAACUAUUUCAAAUUAUCUCACAGCUACAAGAGUAAAGAAUAUUUAGUGACAGCAAACGGACGUCAUAUUCAUUUAAAAAAAGCCGGGAAAGACGAAAGCAAGACCAAUUUUGAGCUCAAGUCUGCAACACAUAGUGAAGGAGAAAAGAUGAUGAUUACAACCAGUCCAAAUACUAAACGAUAUGUUGAAGCUACCAAGAAAAAAAAGUUGACUAUGAACUCUAAAAUUAAAUAUGCAACUUCUCUUGAAAUAAAGGAAGCAUGAUCAUGUGCGAGAGUUUUUACGCGAAGAAAGCAUUUGCCUUACCUAUUGCUACUAUUGCUCACUUCCUGGAGGUAAGCAAACGAGAUAACAUGGUUUGCUAUACAAUUAAGUUGUCUUAUCAGCUUUCGUCUCCCCCCGGAUAAAUAUAAAAAAACGUCAUCAUCAUAUAUUUCAGAAUUUGAAUAAUUUUCAUGGCCUUAUUGUUAUGAAUUAGUUAAUAAACGCAAUGACUAAUAUUUGUAUCGAGUUACAAUAUCCAUGUACAAUAGGCAACAAAACAGUUUUUCAAAUACACCUUGUAGAUUCCUAUUUAUCGUUAGUUAUCAAGGGGUAAAAACCUUGUUGAGCGUGAAAAGCGUGAAUCAGAGUCGAACAAAAAAAAUAUAUUCGGGGAAUCAUUUUGUUGCAAAACGUUGUCUUGUUGUAACGUUGUAUUUUUCAACUUUAGUGUCAGUCAUAGAAUUUGAAAUAAUACAAAGAUUCAAAUAUAUAUUUUUAAAAUGUAUUUGAAGGAGUGAAUUAUUGGCCAUUCUAAGUCCUAUUGUACAAUUCAAGAGUCCUGCUG
Molecule: messenger RNA, 1256 nt
Organism: Styela clava
Lineage: Eukaryota; Metazoa; Chordata; Ascidiacea; Stolidobranchia; Styelidae
Source: RefSeq, a predicted model, not a curated record